Molecule: messenger RNA, 995 nt
Organism: Lucilia cuprina (Australian sheep blowfly)
Lineage: Eukaryota; Metazoa; Arthropoda; Insecta; Diptera; Calliphoridae
Product: 3-oxoacyl-[acyl-carrier-protein] reductase FabG-like
Exons: 1
Coding region: 145-915 (256 amino acids)
Molecular function (GO): oxidoreductase activity
Source: RefSeq, a predicted model, not a curated record
ACAUCAAACUAAAGAUUGGCGACAUGGUUUGAAAUUUUUCUGGCAACACUGAUCUCAACAGUUGCACACAGUGUGCGAGUGAUUGAAAAAAUAGAAAAGUACUUAAGAAUUUUUCCAUCGAAAAAACGUAAUUUUACACCAAAUAUGGAUUUUGCUGAUAAAGUUAUAAUUGUUACUGGUUCCAGUUCUGGAAUAGGUGCUGCGGCUGCUGUACAUUUUGCCGAAUUGGGUGGCUUGCUAACCUUAGUGGGACGCAAUGUCGAUAAACUACAAGAAGUAGCAAAUAAGAUUCAAGCCAUUAAGGGUCAGGCUCCCCUAACUGUCAAGGCCGAUAUGGCCAACGAGGAGGAUGUUAAACGUAUUGUCAGUGAAACCUUAGCUAAAUAUGGAAAAAUUGAUGUUCUUGUUAAUAAUGCUGGUGUCUUGGAGACCGGUACUAUUGAAAAUACCAGUUUGGAACAAUACGAUCGUGUUAUGAAUACUAAUAUAAGAGCUGUUUACCAACUUACCAUGUUGGCUGUGCCAGAAUUGAUAAAAACUAAAGGUUCCAUUGUUAAUGUGUCCAGUGUUAAUGGCAUUCGCUCAUUCCCUGGUGUUUUGGCAUAUAAUGUCUCCAAAGCAGCUGUUGAUCAAUUUACACGUUGUGUUGCCCUUGAAUUGGCUUUGAAGGGUGUACGUUGUAAUUCAGUUAAUCCGGGUGUUAUUGUUACCGAAAUUCACAAGAGAGGUGGCAUGAAUGAGGAGACAUAUGCUAAAUUCUUGGAGCAUUGUAAAACUACACAUGCCUUGGGUCGUCCCGGUCAAGUGGAUGAAGUGUCAGGUGUUAUUGCAUUUUUGGCUAGUGAUAAGGCCAGUUUCAUUACUGGUGCUAGUUUGCCAGUCGAUGGUGGACGUCAUGCUAUGUGUCCUAGAUAAGAAUUUAGUAAACUUUUGUUAUUGUUUAAAAGAAAUGCAUUUGUAAUUGUUGUUAUAUAAAUAAAUUGUUAAUUUGUGCA